CACCACACAACGCCACCUGCGCAGCCAUGGCUUCCAACGGAUCAGAGUCGCCUAGCAAAACAAAGCGCUCUCGCGCUGAAAUGGAGGCAGAAGAUCAGGAUAUGAAGGAGCCUGCCGCGCAAGCAACUGACGACGACUCUUCCUCGGACGAUGACGACUUUGGCCCUGCGCUCCCCUCGUCCGCGCCCAAGAAGAAGAAGCGCAAGCUCCCGUAUGAGAAGCUUUACAUUGCUGCCCUGCCCGCCGCCCCACGCUACUCCAAGUCGCUGAUGCACCGCGACCAACUGUGCUUCACCGUCUUCACGCCAUACACCGACUUCCUCAUAACAAGCUCCAUAGAUGGCGUCGUCAAGUUCUGGAAGAAAGAUUACGGAGGAAUCGAGUUCGUGAAAGAGUUCAAGGCGCAUACUGGCGAGAUACGGUCCGUCAAUGUCAGCGCAGACGGACGCAGUUUCGCGACUGCUGGGUCAGAUAAAACAGUCAAGAUCUUCGACGUUGUCACAUUCGAUCUGCUAGCUAUGUUGAGCCUGGAUUACAGUCCUCAGGCGGUAUGCUGGGUCCACGGUCGCGGCGCAAGCUUUCCACAGCUCGCUGUGAGCGCAGAAGACAACGCUUGGAUCCGGAUAUACGACGGUCGAGGCGAGAACCUGGAGCCACUACACACUCUGAAGAGCAUACACCGAGCCCCCGUGAGCCUCAUGGCAUACAACAACGCAUACGACUGCGUGGUCAGCGUAGACCAGGGCGGCAUGGUAGAGUACUGGCAACCCUCCGGCAACUUCUCCAAACCCGACAACGUCUUCUCGAUGAAAUCCUCAACCAGCCUCUUCGACUUCAAAAAAGCAAAAUGCGUCCCCUCUACCCUGACCAUCUCGCCCACAGGCCACCAAUUCGCAACCCUCUCCUUCCCCGACCGCAAAAUCCGCAUCUUCGACUUCCCAACGGCCAAACUGCACCGCACAUACGACGAGUCCAUCGAAACAAUCACCUCCAUGCAACAAGCCGGCACCGCCGUGCAAGCACUCGAAGACAUCGAAUUCGGGCGCCGCCUAGGCAUUGAGCGGGACCUCGACACGCCUCAACUACGCGCCCGACAAAACGUCAUCUUCGACGAGACAGGCAACUUCAUCCUCUACGGCUCCAUGUACGGCAUCAAAGUCCUCAACACGCUAACCAACAAACUCGUCAAACUGUACGGGCGCGAAGAGCCUUUGCGGUCGCUGUGGUUGUCCCUGUACCAAGGCCAGCCGGACAAAAAGCGCGUGACGACCGUCGAAAUGGCGGCCUCUGAGAACCCGCUGCUGCAGGAAGCGGAGGCGAGAGAUGCGAUGCUGGUCAGCACGGGGAGCGGGAAAGUGCGGUUCUACAUGUACACGAACGACACCAACACGUCCAAAGACCGCGAUGUGCAGAAUGAGAAGCCUCGCGACAACGCACGAACCAAGAAGGAAGACGAGAGACAAGCAGCGACCGGCACCACAGCGGUCCUGCACACCACCUACGGCGAUAUCACACUCCGCCUCUUCCCCGACGCAGCGCCCAGGGCUGUCGAGAAUUUCGUCACCCAUAGCCGGAACGGGUACUACAACGACGUGAUCUUCCACCGCGUGAUCCGCAAAUUCAUGAUCCAGACGGGCGAUCCGCUGGGCGACGGCACAGGCGGCGAGUCCAUCUGGGGCAAGGACUUUGCGGAUGAGAUAUCUGUGCUUAAGCACGACAAGCCGUAUACGUUGAGCAUGGCGAAUGCGGGGCCGGGCACGAAUGCGAGUCAGUUUUUUAUCACGACGGAGAAAGCU
Messenger RNA from Macroventuria anomochaeta, 1796 nucleotides. Its product is annotated as peptidyl-prolyl cis-trans isomeras-like protein. The transcript is spliced from 2 exons. Lineage: Eukaryota; Fungi; Ascomycota; Dothideomycetes; Pleosporales; Didymellaceae. The record is from RefSeq and is a predicted model, not a curated record. Gene Ontology annotation, molecular function: protein binding; peptidyl-prolyl cis-trans isomerase activity. The annotation marks the transcript as partial. Gene Ontology annotation, biological process: protein peptidyl-prolyl isomerization; protein folding.